GGCAAAGUACCAUAAAAUCUUAUUGACAACACACACAAUAAUCUUUCUAUCCUAGUUAACGAUUUUGAUUUACUGGAAAAAAAUAAAGUUGAUGAUGGAAGAAGCAAGGUCGAGAAAGUUAGGUGGCUCUUUGAAAGUUCCUAACGUUCAGGAGCUGGCAAAACAACAACUAUCAGGUGUUCCGCCGCGAUAUAUUCGUAAUAAUGAUGACGAAAAUCAAUUGUAUAAUUCUUCCAUAUUAUUGCCUCAUCAAUUACCUCCAGUUAUUGACAUGGAAAUAAUUAAAGAUGAUGAUGAAACAGAGCUUAACAGGUUUCAUCUUGCUUGCAAAGAAUGGGGAUUUUUCCAGUUGGUGAAUCACGGAGUGAGUUCAUCAUUGAUGGAGAAAGUGAAGUCAGAAAUCCAAGCAUUUUUCAAUCUACCAAUGGAAGAGAAGAAGAAAUUUGAGCAAGAGGAAGGAGAUAGUGAAGGAUACGGGCAAGCCUUUGUUGUAUCUGAAGAACAAAAGUUAGAUUGGGCUGACAUGCUUUACAUGAUCACUCUCCCUACUCAUUUCAGAAAACCUCACUUGUUUCCAAAGCUUCCCGCCUCACUCAGGGAUGCGUUGGAACAAUACUCAACAGCACUCAAAGAGCUUGCAAUGAAAAUUCUGUACAUGAUGGCAAGAGUUUUAGGGAUGAAAGCAGAGGAACUGAAUGUAUUAUUUGAAAAAGAUGCGACCCAAAUGAUGAGACUAAAUUAUUACCCUCCUUGUCCUCAACCAGACCGCGUAAUGGGCAUAUGCCCUCACACUGAUUCUAUUGCUUUAUUAGCCAUACUCCUUCAGGUUAAUGAAACUGAAGGUCUUCAAAUUAAGAAAGAUGGAGCUUGGAUUCCGGUUCCAUAUCGUCCUGAUGCCUUUGUUGUUAACAUUGGAGACAUUUUAGAGAUUGUGACAAAUGGAAUUUACAAGAGCAUUGAACAUCGAGCCAUCGUUAAUGAGGACAAGGAGAGGAUCUCCAUUGCUACAUUUUUUAGCCCCAAACUGGAUGGAGAUUUAGGUCCAGCAGCUAGCCUCCUCACUCUUCAAUCCCCUGCACAAUAUAGGAGGAUUGGAGUGGCCGAUUACUUUAAAGGAUAUUUUUCUCGAGAGCUCGUUGGAAAAUCAUACAUAGAUACUGUAAGGAUUGGAAAUGAAGAUGAUGAGAGCAAUUGAUCAAUGUUGCAUUUUAUUCCACUCAAAUACCAACUGCUACACGGAUAUCUGGAUGAGUUCGCUGUAAAUCAUGGUCUAUCUGCUCC
This is a messenger RNA of Solanum tuberosum (potato), 1281 nucleotides long. RefSeq names its product protein SRG1-like. The transcript is spliced from 4 exons. The coding region runs from base 92 to 1195 and encodes 367 amino acids. The record is from RefSeq and is a predicted model, not a curated record. NCBI's taxonomy places the organism in Eukaryota, Viridiplantae, Streptophyta, Magnoliopsida, Solanales, Solanaceae.